UGGCGCCUAGCGGCUGGCCUUCAAUUUUCAAAAUAUUUCAUUUUCAUCAGUUGACUCAUGACUGCAAAGUUUGCUGGCUAUAAUAUUAUCGUCCAUAAUGCUCCACUGAACAUAUAAUAUGUUCUGUGAUAAUAUGGCUUAUGUCUAAUGUCUAUAUCCUGUCCUGCAGCCUGCUGGGCGCUACCGCUAGACAUAUUACUUGCUCUGUGCAAGACAUCAUUAAUUCUUGAUUUAAAGAAAUUAUAAAAAAGGAGAUCUAAAAUUCCUUAUUGAAAUGCCGAAAACGUUUUAAUUUACAAUGCUCUUGGAACCUAUAAAGUAAUACCUAUAAAAAAAACUAUAUAAAUGCUUUAGGAAUGAAUACGAUUACUAUACCAAAACCACGAAAAAGGAACGCAAAUUUUACUCAAGAGGAGAAAGAUUUACUGUGCUAUCUGGUUUCGAGGAGCCCGAUUGUGGAAUCGAAAUCAACAGAUGGAGAAACAAUUGCAAAGAAAAAAACGGCCUGGAAAUGUGUAGCUGAUGAGUUUAAUUAUAAUUCUCGUGUUCAUAAGCGUCAUGUCACAACAUUAAAACGUGCAUGGGAAAAUAUGAAAUUCCGCAAAUCUUUUAGAUCUCCAAGUCCCAAAUGUGUAAAAAAUGAGAGUAUGAAGCCAAAUACUGAAUCCAUUCCUAAUCAACCAUUACCUAUUUUACAAAAAUUGAAAGAGGCAGCUGCUGACACAGUACCUGAAUUUGAAAACUAUUAUGAUAGUGAUGGGCCAAAUUUUCUUGAAAUAGAGUGUAAAAUCUCACAAACAAGUGGUUCAAAUGAGAAUCUCAGUUUUAAUAAUACAGAUGGAAAUCAUACUAACAGCAACAAUGAUAUUUCGUCUGAUAUAGCAUAUCAAGAUCUCCAUCAACAUUCAUCACAGAAUCUAAGUGACAAUGAUAUGAAGAAUUUAAAUAAAGACAAUGUCAUGAGAUUCAGACACUCUGCAACGAAGAAGGAAAUAGAAAUGCAGAUAUUAAGGAUCAAGUUAGAGACAGAAAAAGUAAAGAAGCGGACCGCAUUAUUAGAAGAAGAGAAAUCCAAAAUUCUUCUAGAAAAAGCAAAAUUGGAACUGGAAGCCAUACGGAAUAGUUUUAAGGACUAAGUUUUUAAGAAUAGUAUUCAGUGGAAUAUUGUAGUCUAUCCAAUAUUAUUUGUUUUACUUUAAAGAAAUACAUAUUAUGUAGGUACUUUAAA
Messenger RNA from Colias croceus (clouded yellow), 1228 nucleotides. RefSeq names its product myb-like protein U. The coding region runs from base 357 to 1136 and encodes 259 amino acids. Lineage: Eukaryota; Metazoa; Arthropoda; Insecta; Lepidoptera; Pieridae. The transcript is spliced from 8 exons. The record is from RefSeq and is a predicted model, not a curated record.